AUGAAUCAUCGCGACAACUCCCCUGUCUGGUCAUCCUCCUCCUCUGAGGAAGAAGACGACGUCUAUACUUCGCUGAAAAAAUAUUAUAUGUCUUAUAUAGAUUUUUGUGAUGUAUAUAAGAAAAAUGUUCAAGGUGAACUUGGACGUGGAGCAGAAGGUACAGCGUACUUAGUAAAUAGUGGUGAACAAAACUGUGUCGCAAAGAUCGGCCUUCCAGAACAUGAUGAAGAUUAUCUCCUCGAUGAAGCAGAUAUGCUUGUUGAGUUGGAUGGUGCUGGAGGUGCACCAAAGUUACUUGCUCUGUGUAAGGAGCGGAGGGCGGGUAUUUUAAUGAGUUUUUGUGGGUCCCAAACUUUCAGAAGCUUUGUAGCAGAGAGGCCCCCGCUCAAUGCUUGCUUAUUUGUUUUAUGUCUAAUUGGGAAAGGUUUAGAAGAAAUACACAAAAAAGACAUUCUUCACAAUGAUGUGAAGGCCGACAACAUCAUCGUGGAGACGGUUGGUGAUGGUCCGGAAGAUUUCGUCAUUCAUUUCAUAGACUUCGGCAGUGCUGCAAAAUUUGGAUCCGAGGUUUAUGAAGAACUACGUGAAAAUGAGGAAAAACCCAUCAACCUUGCACCCGAGGUGGUCGAGGGUGAAUGUCUGUGUACCGAGGCCUCAGACAUUUAUUCUUUUGGGCUCGUAAUUCUCAACACAAUCAUGGGAUACGACCAGGUUCCAUCAGCACUAAAAGACCUCGAAAAAAACAUGGAAAGGGAAAAUCCCGGAGACAGACCACAACUAAAAGAAGUAAACACCCUCUUGAGAAAAAUUUAUUUGGAUUACGAGGAAGAAUUGACUGAAGUCGUUGGGGUGGAAUCUGCUCCAAUGACCGAAGACCUAGGAGUGGAAUCUACUCCAACGACUGAAGGUGGAAUCUGCUCCAAUGACCGAAGAGGAAGAAUCUACUGA
This is a messenger RNA of Homarus americanus (American lobster), 948 nucleotides long. Its product is annotated as serine/threonine-protein kinase shk2-like. Gene Ontology annotation, biological process: protein phosphorylation. The record is from RefSeq and is a predicted model, not a curated record. Gene Ontology annotation, molecular function: protein serine/threonine kinase activity; ATP binding. NCBI's taxonomy places the organism in Eukaryota, Metazoa, Arthropoda, Malacostraca, Decapoda, Nephropidae. The coding region runs from base 1 to 948 and encodes 315 amino acids. Gene Ontology annotation, cellular component: cytoplasm. The transcript has a single exon.